Messenger RNA from Phaeoacremonium minimum UCRPA7, 1053 nucleotides. Its product is annotated as putative transcription initiation factor iib protein. NCBI's taxonomy places the organism in Eukaryota, Fungi, Ascomycota, Sordariomycetes, Togniniales, Togniniaceae. Gene Ontology annotation, cellular component: transcription preinitiation complex; nucleus. The transcript has a single exon. Gene Ontology annotation, biological process: transcription initiation at RNA polymerase II promoter; transcription preinitiation complex assembly. Bases 1 to 1053 code for a protein of 350 amino acids. Gene Ontology annotation, molecular function: TBP-class protein binding; RNA polymerase II general transcription initiation factor activity. The record is from RefSeq and is a predicted model, not a curated record.
AUGAUGGACGUUCUGGGCUCCGGCUCUUCGGCCGCCGAGGAGUUUAAGGAAAACCUCGACAACAUCGUCAUGUGCCAGGACUGCAAGGAGUUCCCUCCCAAUCUGGUUGAGGAGUUCUCUUCCGGUGACCUUGUCUGUGGAACUUGCGGUCUCGUUGUUCCUGGUCGUAUCGUCGACACUCGAUCCGAGUGGCGUACGUUCGCGAAUGACGACCAGAACAAUGAUGAUCCUUCCCGUGUCGGUGAUGCUGGUAAUCCGCUCUUCGAGGACAGCGUUGGCACUCUACAGACCAACAUCGGUCGAGAUGGCUCCAAUGCAUUCCACCUCCAGCGCGCCCAAAACAAGACCGUCGAGAAGGGCUCGAAGGCUUUGAAAGAGGGCUUUGCGCAAAUCAAGCAAUUCGUGGACACUCUGCAAGCUGGAAACGUCGUACGUGAUUCCGCACAGCAUAUCUACAAGCUGGUCGAGGACGGCAAGGUGAUGAAGGGCAAGCCUCAGGAAGCGAUCAUCGCCGGAUGUAUCUUCAUCGCUUGUCGUUCCAACAACACACCACGUACCUUCCGUGAGAUCUACAACUUGACCCAUGUGUCCAAGAAGGAGAUUGGGCGUGUCUUUAAGCAGCUGGAGUCUUACCUGAUCAAGAAGCAGAUGGAGGAUCCCACUGGUUCUCUCAUCUCAAUUCAGAACGUGGCUGGCUUCCAGUCCACUUCUUCAACGAGUGCUUCUGAUCUGGUCACCCGUUACAUCUCCAACCUGGGUAUCCGCAACCAAGCUCUGGCUGAGAAGGUUGCGAAGGCUCUCGCUGCCAAGACCUCAUCUGUUCCGGACCUGGCAGGUCGUUCACCUCUAUCUGUUGCUGCUGCUUGCAUCUACAUGGCGAGCCACCUGAUCAGCGAGCCCAAGACUUCCAAGGAGAUCGCCAACAUUGCAGGUGUCAGCGACGGCACAAUCAAGACGGCAUAUCGCUUCUUGUACCAGGCCCGAGAGACCUUGAUCACUGCGGACCUGCUGCCGAAUGUCAAGGCCAGCUUAGACAAACUGCCGCCCAACUAG